ACCAAAAACCCAACAAGCCCAAAAGAGUCCACGUGUCCAUUUUGCUAACAUGCGCCUGCCCUCAACUGUCAAAAUGAAAAACCCUCCCAAAAUCUCAACUCACUCGGUAUUAAUUUUGAAAGUGAAAAGUGCAGCCCACAACGUUUCACAUCCACCAGCACCGUCGGAUCAUUCUCCCUGUAUAAGUACUCCUCAGAUUCGCAUAACGGACAAUCACAAAUAGAGGGUUUUUUUUUUCACCAGUAUAGAAAAAGAAGGGUUCCUAUACGAUCAGUCGCACAGAAGAAAACCCAACGCCACUAAAAACAACUGCACGGGUUGAGAAGACUAGGGUUCUUCGAAUCAGCGACUCCAAGGGAUAAAAGGAAAUAAAAUAAAUAUCAAAACUUUAUGUUUUUUUCCUCUUGGGAAAAUUAUUCUAAAGAUUAGAAAAGCUACCGUUCGUGUUCGUUUGGCGAUUAUCUUUGUCUCUGUUAUUAACAAUGGGAAGAGGAAAAUUCAAGGCAAAGCCCACUGGGCAACGCCACUUCUCCACUCCAGAAGAGAUGCUUGCUGGUACCUCUUCUCGUCCUCGCACAUUUAAGCGGGUGCUCUCUCUUACAGACGUGCUCAAUGGACACUUUAGAGGAGGAAGAAUCUGAGGAAUGUGGUCAGGAGUCUGGAGAAGAAUCUGAUGGUGAAACUGAACAAAAGCACAAGGUAACUCAAGGUAUUAUCGAGAUCAACAAUCCUAAUCGGGUGAAGCCAAAGAACUUGAAAGCUAGAGAUGCUGAUACUGGGAAAACCAAUGAACUAUCAAGGCGUGAAAGGGAGGAAUUAGAAAAGCAGAGAGCCCAUGAACGAUAUAUCAGGCUGCAAGAGCAAGGUAAAACAGAACAAGCAAGGAAGGAUUUGGGUAAGCUAAUUAAUAUCACUAUACCUCAUGUCAAACAUACCUGCAUUACUUACUUCUCCUAUCAGAUUUCAAUAAAAAAUGGUCUAAGCUGCAGAACCUCUGUGGCUAUACUAUUUUGAACAUUUAAGGUGGUAAGCAUAACUACACAUACUUCAGAUUACUUCUUGACAUAUAUAAAAAGAAUUUACUUACGAUCGAAAUCAUCAUUUUAUCUUGCAACUGAUGAUUCCCUGCCUCUACCUACUUCAGUUUAGGGCUUACUCGACUUUUGCUUUGUCUCUUUGGUAACAUUUUAGGGAACUGUUCCUGUGGGUUAAAAGUCCUAAAGGGCUGCAAUGAUUGUACAUUAGACUCAGGAGAUAUAUUUGCCUGUGAUAGAAUGGACAAGCUGAAUGCUUUUAAAAUCUUAAUCAUGCCAGGUCGCUUUGUGCAUCCUAACUUACAAGCACAAUGGUCUAUAUACACCUAACCACCACUGUUCACUGGAAAAUUUUUAUAACACAAUCUUGUGAUCCUGCUUUGUAUGAUGGUUAGAGACAUUAUUUUAUAACUCAAUCUUGUUGAUUCUGCUUUGUAUACUGCCAUUUUUCCCUUCAAAUGAAAAACAAAAGAAAGAGAGUUAUUUUGAAUUUUACUG
This is a messenger RNA of Durio zibethinus, 1532 nucleotides long. Lineage: Eukaryota; Viridiplantae; Streptophyta; Magnoliopsida; Malvales; Malvaceae. The record is from RefSeq and is a predicted model, not a curated record.